ACUUUCCAACUGUCAAUGGCCGCUGUUGAAAUACAAGAAAAAUACAGAGAAACAUAAAAUUGUAAAUUUAUGAACACAAUUCACUUUUUUACUACACUUACAGGAGUUUGGCAAGUUUGGAGAUAAACAACCAAGUAUUACAUUGAUGCUGCUCUUCACUAAUAAGGAAGAGCCAUUUCAAAAAAUUUGAUAGUGAAAAGAUUAGUGACGCUCUUUUGUGGUACGAAAUUGCUAAGAAUUUGGACAGUAUUAAACGUUCAAAUAAAACUAAAACUGAGCAAGAAUAGAUCCCAACUUUUAACAGUGGUAUUGAUUGUCUACUAUUUUGAAUAAGGAAUAAUGGAAAUACAACAAUUAGAAAUACUUUGUAAGCAGCUCUAUGAGGCCACCGAUUCAGUGAUACGAUCAGAUGCUGAAAAGGCUUUAGUAGCUUUCGUGAGUAGUCAGGAUGCACUACCCAAAUGUCAAAUGUUAUUAGAGCGUGCCGAUUCUAGCUAUGCACAAUUGUUAGCUGCAACGACACUAACAAAAUUGAUACAAGGACUGAACUUGGAACAACGGAUUGACAUAAGGAGCUAUGUAUUGAAUUAUUUGGCCAAUCGGCCGAAUUUACAACACUUCGUAGUGCAGGCACUUGUUACACUUCUUGCCAAAAUUACAAAAUAUGGCUGGUUCGACAUGUACAAAAGCGAUUUGAUUUUUCAAAAUCUUUUUGAAGACGUUAAGAAAUUUUUACAGGGCUCUGUAGAACAUUGCACAAUAGGUGUUCAGAUUUUAUCGCAGCUGGUUCUAGAAAUGAAUUCAAUAAUUGAGGUUGAUGUUAAUUUGACUUUUUCGAAAAAUAGAAAAAUCGCCACUUCGUUUCGUGAUCAGCAACUUUACGACAUUUUUUUACUUUCUUGUUCGUUAUUGGUUACUGCUCGUGAUAACAGUAAAAAUUUAAAUUUUAUGGAUGAAUCCCAACAAGCACUAAUAUCACACGUUUUAAGAUUAACGAAAAAUUGCUUGAGCUUUGAUUUUAUUGGAAGUUCAACGGAUGAAUCAUCCGACGAUAUGAACAGUGUUCAAAUACCCACUUCUUGGCGACCAGCUUUUUUGGAUUCCAAUACAUUAAAGUUGUUUUUCGAUCUUUAUCAGAUACUUCCUAACGGUCUAGCAAGCUAUUCACUGUCUUGCCUCGUACAGAUGACCUCAGUACGCCGGUCUCUUUUUAAUAAUUCAGAAAGAACAAAGUUUCUCACUCAUUUAGUUGAAGGAGUAAAAAACAUUCUUAUGAAUUUGCAUGGGCUUAGUGAUCCUGAUAACUAUCAUGAGUUCUGUCGGUUAUUGGCCCGUCUCAAGUCCAACUAUCAGCUGGGGGAACUUAUUGCAGUUCCAUGUUAUCCGGAAGCAAUUCAGUUGAUUGCUAAAUUUACAGUUCAAUCUCUACAGAUGUGGCAGUUUGCACCCAACAGUGUACAUUACCUGCUCACUUUGUGGCAACGAAUGGUGGCAUCUGUGCCGUAUGUUAAAUCUCCUGAGCCCCAUUUACUAGGAACUUAUACUCCUGAGGUGACAAAGGCUUAUAUUGAGUCUCGUCUAGAUGCUGUUCCGGUUAUUGUUCGUGACAAUAUGGAGGAUCCUUUGGAUGAUUUGUGUAUGGUUCAACAACAAUUGGAACAAUUGUCUGUGAUUGAACGUUGUGAAUAUGACAAAACGUGCACUCUACUCGUGCAGCAUUUCGACCAAAAGGCCAGAGAGUAUGAGAAUUUGCUGCAGACACCUAACGCCAAUCCCAUGGAUAUAACAGUUCAUGAACUGCAACUGACAUGGCUUGUUUAUAUCAUUGGCUCAGCAAUUGUUGGUCGCCUAACAGUUAAUUCAAAUGAUGACCAUGAUACAAUGGAUGCAGAACUAGUGAUAAGAGUUUUACAAUUAAUGAGCUUAACGGAUGCGCGUCUACCGCAAGCAGGCUGUGAGAAACUCGAAUUGGCCGUAUUAAGCUUUUUGGAACAAGUACGAAAAAUGCACAUCAGUGAACAAACACAAAAAGCAAAUGUUUACAAGCGACUGAGUGAAGUCUUUGGUUUAAAUGAUGAACAAAUGCUCUUAAGUUUUAUUAAUCGCAAAAUUAUAACUAAUCUUAAGUUUUGGGGCCACUCUGAACAAAUCAUAACUAAGACACUAAUGUUGCUUUCGGAUCUAUCAGUGCAUUUCAAUUCUGUUAGGAAACUAGCAAAGCUAGAGGAGGUGCAAUUCAUGUUAACCCACCACACGAGUGAACAUUUUCCAUUUCUGGGCACCAACUCAUCUCUGACGGAAAUGCGUUGCCGCACAAUGUUCUACACAUCGCUUGGACGCUUGCUCAUGUUCGAUUUGGGGGAAGACGAAGAACGUUUCUACAACUUCUUAACCCCUCUAACAAAUCAGUUUGAAUCUCUGGGCACAGUGCUAAUGGAUUCCAAUAGCUUUCCCAAUGAGGAAGCGAAGAAGGCAAUUAUUGGUUUGGCUCGAGAUUUACGCGGUCUGGCCCAACCAUUGAAUGCGCGUAUACCCUACACAAUGCUCUUUGAAUGGCUUUACUACGCCGAUUAUUUGCCUAUAUUAAUACGAGCGGUGGAGUUGUGGGCCCAUGACCCAGCCGUCACAACUCCAGUGCUGAAAUUAUUUGCCGAGCUUGUGCAUUGCCGCACCCAACGCCUGCAGGGCAACGUGUCCAGUCCAAUGGGGAUUUUGCUAUUCCGCGAAGCGUCUAAACUAAUUUGCAUUUACGGCAAUCGAAUAUUGCAUCUGGACGUUCCGCGAGACCAACAGUAUCCAAUGCGUCUAAAAGGAAUUUCAAUUUGUUUUCUAAUUCUUAAAAAUGCCUUGGGGGGUAAUUAUGUGAAUUUUGGUGUAUUUAAACUAUACGGUGAUGACACACUCGAUAAUGUUCUCAAUAUUGCUGCGAAACUCAUCAUGUCAAUACAGCAAAACGAUUUAUUGGAAUAUCCGAAAUUGUCUUCGGCAUACUAUGGUCUGCUCAACUGUUUGUCACAGGAUCAUAUAACCUUCCUGGCCGGUUUGGAACCGCGAGCAUUUGUCUAUAUAUUAGAAAGUCUUUCAAAAGGUCUUUCCGCUCUAGAUUCAACAAUUUACAUCAGCUGUUGUUCCAUAUUAGACAGUAUCGUAUCGUAUAUCUUCAAACAAUUGCAAUUAAAAGUUUCAACAUUCCCAAAUAAGAAAUUACGAAACAUAACUCCCGAAAAUGUACAGUUCCUUGAGGUGGUGGAGAUGAACUCAGAUUUACUACAAAACAUGAUGUCCACUUUGUUGAAUAACGUUAUGGCAGAAGAUUGCAGGAAUCAGUGGUCGAUGUCACGCCCCCUUUUAGUACUCAUACUCCUCUAUGAAGACUAUUUUAGAUCCUUAAAGGAUAAUAUAAUCCGUUCACAACCAUUAGACAAACAACAAACAAUGGCACAAUGGUUUGAUGAUCUCAUGGUCGGGAUAGAACGCAACGUCUCUAGCAAAAAUAAAGAGAAAUUUACGCAAAAUCUUUCUUCUUUCCGUCGUGAUGUUGUUAAUUUGCCGAAAUCAUCAAGCUAUAAUACAGUUAAUGUUAUCAGUUCAGUUAGCGAUAUCAAUGAUUUUUUGCUCAACGAGCUCGAGAAAGAGUACAUGAGGGAUGAUGACUAAUAUUUUCCAGGACUUUUGGGAGGAUAAUGCGUACCAAGUAUAUUCUGAGACGAAUUAUUCAGUUUCGGUGUAAUAAUUAUUGGAAGGAAAACAUCCCGUUGACACGUUUGCUGUCCUGCAUUUUUGGUUUAUUUUUGAUUGGAUAAAAAUUUAUUUAUACAGAUU
Molecule: messenger RNA, 3822 nt
Organism: Zeugodacus cucurbitae (melon fly)
Lineage: Eukaryota; Metazoa; Arthropoda; Insecta; Diptera; Tephritidae
Gene: Ranbp16
Product: ran-binding protein 16
Exons: 21
Coding region: 340-3657 (1105 amino acids)
Biological process (GO): protein export from nucleus
Cellular component (GO): cytoplasm; nuclear pore
Molecular function (GO): small GTPase binding; nuclear export signal receptor activity
Source: RefSeq, a predicted model, not a curated record